Messenger RNA from Malurus melanocephalus (red-backed fairy wren), 2097 nucleotides. RefSeq names its product catechol-O-methyltransferase (gene COMT). Bases 423 to 1211 code for a protein of 262 amino acids. The record is from RefSeq and is a predicted model, not a curated record. Lineage: Eukaryota; Metazoa; Chordata; Aves; Passeriformes; Maluridae. The transcript has 5 exons. Gene Ontology annotation, molecular function: magnesium ion binding; catechol O-methyltransferase activity. Gene Ontology annotation, cellular component: dendrite; axon; membrane. Gene Ontology annotation, biological process: developmental process; dopamine metabolic process; catecholamine catabolic process.
CAUGCCACGUCUGAGCUGAAAAAAGAACUAAAUCCCUUGGGCCAAAUUCAUUCCUGAAGUUGCUUGAUUGAACACAGUGCAUUUACACUGAGCACAGAUUUGGCUCAUACCUGACUUUGUCAGCAUUCACUGUGCUGUAACUAAGUAACAAGAGCACUGUCGUUAGGGGACAGAUGAAUAGCUUUCUCUACGGUUAUUAGAGCACCGAGCACCUUUAAGGAGUGCAGAAUCUGUGAAAGGAGGAGUUGGGGAAAAGGACACCGCUCCUUUUAGAGUCUGUGUAACAGAACUGAUAAGCUAUUCCUGUGAUGUGAUCGAAUGUGACUGAAUACUGCAGGCUCUUGGACUCUUAUUCUGUAAAAUCCACAGGAGAGCAGCACAGGAAAAGAUCGGAGGAAACAGCUUCUGCUGUACUAAGAAAGAUGCUGGAGAACUCUUCAGUCCCUUUGUUCAUUGUCUUCAUCCUGCUUUUCAUUUUGCUGCUCAUUGUGUUGCUCAUGAGGAAAAGCGGCACUGCUGCCCUUAUCUGGAAUGAAAUAAUCCGGGAGAAAGUAACCAAUUUCAUCAUGAAUCAGAGCAAAGAACAGCGGAUUUUAAAUUUUGUGCUGCAGAAUGCAGUCCGAGGAGACCCCUGUAGUGUGAUGGACACUAUAGAUAAGUACUGCUCCCAGAAAGAGUGGGCCAUGAACGUGGGCAAUGAGAAAGGUCUGAUUCUUGACAAGACAGUUGAAGAGGCCAAUCCAUCAGUUGCCCUGGAGCUGGGAACAUACUGUGGCUACUCAGCAGUGAGGAUUUCUCGGCUACUGAAGGCAGGAGCUCGUCUGCUCACUGUGGAGUUCAACCCAGAAUUUGCUGCUAUAGCUAAACAGAUGAUUGAGUUUGCUGGAGUACAAGAUAAGGUGAAACUCCUAGAAGGCCCUUCAGAAAAAAUUAUCCCCCAGCUGAAAAAAAAAUACGAAGUAGAUACUCUGGAUUUCGUCUUCCUGGACCACUGGAAAGACAGAUACAGACCGGACACCAUCCUGCUUCAGGAAUGCAACUUGCUGAGGAAGGGCUCAAUUCUUCUGGCUGACAAUAUCAUUUUCCCAGGAGCUCCAGAUUUCCUUAACUAUGUCCGCAAGAGCCCCCACUUCAAAUGCACUAACUACCCAUCUCAUCUGGAAUAUAUGCAAGUGGAAGAUGCUAUGGAGAAGGCUGUGUUUUUGGGAUAGAGAACCAUUAAUACUCAACUUUUGUUUCAAAUUAUAUAAAUGCAACUGCACAGGUUAACUUGUCCAUGCUUUAAAGUUUGGGGGUUUUUAUCAUUAUUACUUUUUUAUUUUGGAGCCUGUAAGUAAACAAGCGCUAGUGGAGAUCUUUUUAGGCGAGGUGGCAACCAAGAUCAGGACUAAGUAGAGUCKGUGCCAUCAUUCCACAGAAUUCAGCAAACCCAAGGUGAUGUACAUUGCCUGGCCUUGACCAACACAUCAUCAAACAAAGUCUSUUAUUUUGAGUUCAAGCUUGAGCAACAGUUUGGGUUUAGUGUGGAGAAAUACACUGCAACUUUUGAAGACUUGAGUCCCCGAGCUUAACUCAUUAAUCAUUAGCAAGAGUGGAAAAAACAUCCAUGUUGCARGAAAAGAACAUUCCAUGUGCUCUAUUUUUGCUAAAUUACUAGCAUGCCUCUUGAUGCAGUGAAGGCCCCUAUUGUCACAUCAGAUACUUCUUUGCACAUUUACUGCAAAAGUUAAUCAUCUCUAUGUGAGAGAAAAGGGCAUGCACUGAAAGAAAACAGACCCAUGCAAUGAUGAGAAAAACAAAACAGAAUUUUGAAAACACGAACAAAUAAAAUUAUUAAUCUGUCCAUGAAGGAAGGGAAAACUGAAUUAGUAAACAGUUUAAAAUAARCACAGUAACAAACAGGUAACAAAAGGAGUAGACUCUUUCAAAAAGAAUACAACUAUGUAAUAUUUGACCUUGAUAAAAUGCUGAUUAUUCCCUCGUUACACUGUAUAUAUGUAGUAUAUGCUUUUAAGGGGCAGGGGAAGCUGCUUACUCUGAAAUGUUGUGUAUGUUUAAGAUGCUGUAUGAAAAUAAAGACCAGAGAGAAUGGGUUUA